Molecule: messenger RNA, 1283 nt
Organism: Chroicocephalus ridibundus (black-headed gull)
Lineage: Eukaryota; Metazoa; Chordata; Aves; Charadriiformes; Laridae
Gene: CBX8
Product: chromobox 8
Exons: 5
Coding region: 84-1193 (369 amino acids)
Biological process (GO): negative regulation of transcription by RNA polymerase II
Cellular component (GO): PRC1 complex; chromatin
Molecular function (GO): chromatin binding
Source: RefSeq, a predicted model, not a curated record
CGCGUCGCUGACGUCAGCGGGCGGAGUAUUAUGGUCUGGGCUGCGCUGGCGGCUGCCUGUGUGCUGCGAGCGGCCGCGUAAACAUGGAGCUCUCGGCCGUCGGGGAGCGCGUCUUCGCGGCCGAGGCCCUGCUCAAGCGCCGCAUCCGCAAAGGGCGCAUGGAAUAUCUGGUGAAAUGGAAGGGCUGGUCGCAGAAGUACAGCACUUGGGAGCCCGAGGAGAACAUCCUGGACGCCCGGCUGCUGGCAGCCUUUGAGGAAAGCUUUGGUUUUUUUAACACCUCUAGGGAGCGAGAAAUGGAGCUAUACGGGCCCAAAAAGCGAGGCCCCAAGCCCAAAACCUUCCUGCUAAAGGCCCAGGCAAAGGCAAAAGCCAAAACCUAUGAAUUCCGCAGUGACUCUUCCAGGGGGAUCCGGGUGCCGUAUCCUGGCAGGUCCCCCCAGGAGCUGGGCUCCACGUCCCGGGCUAGGGAAGGACUGAGAAACAUUGCCCUGGCUCCCCAGAGCAGCUCCAGCACCAGCACCCCCAAAGCAGACGGCAUCCGGGACCGGGUGAUCCGUGUGGAGGAGAAGCCCGGGGAGACCCCCAAAAAGAGAGGCCCGAAGCCCAGGAAGGAGCUUUACAAGGACCUGGCGGAGACUCUGGAUGCCUCCAAGAGGAAACUGGGGGAGCCGGGGGACAAGGUGGGGGACUACCUGAAGGCCAGGAAGAUGGAGGAGGCGGCGGCGGGGGCGGCCAAGUUCGGCUCGGGACACAGCGUCAUCCAGCUGGCCCGGCGGCAGGACCCCGACCUCCCCGGCACUCUGCCCGGCCCCAACCGAGCCGAGGUGGGUGCCAAGCUGGGGGCCACCGAGCCCUACCCUGCGCGGCUGGCCAAGCACCGGGCAGACUUUCUGGACCCCAAGGGGCAGGGGGGGCUGGAUCCCGGCGGGCCGAAGCUCCUGCACGGGGCGGUGAGCCCGGGCGCCGUGGGCAGCCUGUACCGCGACGGCGUGGGGGGCCAGGCGGGGCGACCCUCCCUCAUCGCCAGGAUCCCCGUCGCCAGGAUCCUGGGGGACCCCGAGGAGGAGUCCUGGAGCCCCUCUCUCAACAACCUGGAGAAGGUGGUGGUAACUGAUGUGACCUCUAACUUUUUGACCGUCACCAUCAAGGAGAGCAGCACGGACCAAGGAUUCUUUAAAGAGAAGCGAUGAGUUUGGCGGAGGUGGUGCUGGGGUUUUCUUCGGUCAGAUCCAGACAAAAGCUUGGUUAGAACUUGGUGGGCCUUUUUUUUUUUUUUUUUU